Colletotrichum spaethianum is the source of this 906-nucleotide messenger RNA. Its product is annotated as highly reducing polyketide synthase gloL. The record is from RefSeq and is a predicted model, not a curated record. Gene Ontology annotation, biological process: secondary metabolite biosynthetic process; fatty acid biosynthetic process. The transcript has a single exon. Gene Ontology annotation, molecular function: fatty acid synthase activity; phosphopantetheine binding. Lineage: Eukaryota; Fungi; Ascomycota; Sordariomycetes; Glomerellales; Glomerellaceae. The coding region runs from base 1 to 906 and encodes 301 amino acids.
AUGUCGUGGUCCGACUGGCGUACUGUCAUCAAGCCCAAAGUUCAGGGAACAUACAAUCUCCACAACGAACUGCUGAAUCAACCCCUUGACUUUUUCUGGAUGGCUUCCUCUCUCGUAAGUGUCAUUGAUCAGACAGGGCAAGGCAACUAUGGCGCUGCAAACACCUUUUUAGAAGCCUUUGGGCAGUAUCGAAGGUCCAUGGGCUUGCCUGCCAGCGUUCUAAACAUCAGUCCCAUUGAUGGCAUCGGAUACGUGGCAGAGAACCCUCACGCUCGACGCUCUAUUAAGUUUCAAGACAUGGGUUUCGAAACAGAAAGUGAUUUUCUUGACGCUGUGGAGCUUUCGCUCCUGCACUCUCGUAUUCAUGUUGAAGAAGACAGCCUCAAGACAACAGCGAAUCCACCUGAGCCUUGGGCAAACAAGUCCCAGAUCGUCAUGGGCCUGCGCUCGACGGUUGACUUGAACGACGAGGCGGCCCGCACAAACUGGCGAUUUAACCGUCGCAUGGGCUUCUACCACAAUAGAAAACCAAAAGGAGGUCAAUGCAACACAGAAGGGGAUAUCGCUGGCGCCAACCAGGCCCUGAAGAACUUUCUCGCCCGCGUUUCAAGAGACAUUUCUGUGUUGGAAGACGAUUCAGAACUUAGCUUUCUUGCGCGGCACAUCGCGCUCAAGAUUCUCGAUAUGACGCUAAAACCAGCCGAUACGCCUGUGGACCCAAAUACGUCAACCCUGUCGCAAAUGGGCAUUGAUUCGCUGAUGGCCGUAGAGCUGCGACGAUGGUUCCGCUCGGCUUUUGGGCUGCAAAUCAGUGCCCUUGAGCUAAUGCAGGCUGGUACUAUGAUGCAAGUUGCGAGGACUAUUGCGGGCAAAAUAAAGGAUAAAUAUGGAAUGUUAAGUAACUAA